AUGGGCGCGGUCCUUGCAACGGUCUUCUCGGCUUGUGACGUAUGUCACCAGGAAGAGGUGGCGGCGAGGGAGGCAGCUGUGAGGAAGGCGGAGGCCAAGUGCGCCGCGGCCGAGCAGAGCCUGAAGGAGGAGCGCAGCAAGGAGGGCAGCUUUUACCAGUACCAGCAGGAGAUCAAGCACCUGAGGGCGGAGGUGAGGACGAAGGAGCAGGCACUGGAGGAUUACUCGCGCCAGCUGGAGGCUGAGAGGGCCCAGUUGGAGGAGCUGGAGACCUCCCUCCUCAUGCAGGGAACGCCGCUGAACCUGGUGCGCGAGCAGCUGCUGCUGAUCACACACAGAGCGAUGGCCAUUCGCUCAUCGCCAUCCAGAAAGGCUGCAACGUUCCUCUACCUUCCACCAACACCUCAGCACCCCCGCAUCACCCCCAGGCCUACCGCCCAGGCACGCCACGUGCUUAGCGAGAUAUGGGGCCCCUGGCAGGCCGAUGUCGUUGCCUUCGUGGAGGUGCAAAGCUUGGGAAAAGAGGCGUCUAAGGAGUUCGUGCCGGGAAUAGUGGAGGUCUCUGCGCAAGGUGUUUAUGAUGCCAAUCCGGAACUGGUGGAGAUCUACGCUUUCCAUGUACCAUCCGAGUCCAUAGGAAGCGCGUGUGGGCCGCCCUGGGAGGACCAGGCGGGCGCAGAGCACCGUUGCGCGUUUGUGCGCUGGCUGCGCACGGCUGAGGGCGCGCAGCUGCCCAUGCAGCGCCUACAGUGGGCCACCACCACUGCUGUGAGCGGCGCCACCAUCCCCUGGUACGAUGUCAUCGACAUCUGCACCAUUGAGCGCUUUGUACUCCUGCAGCCCAACCCGACCAAGGCUGGGUUCUUUUAUUACAACAAGUAUGUCGGCAGAUGA
Coccomyxa subellipsoidea C-169 is the source of this 894-nucleotide messenger RNA. RefSeq lists its product as hypothetical. The record is from RefSeq and is a predicted model, not a curated record. Lineage: Eukaryota; Viridiplantae; Chlorophyta; Trebouxiophyceae; Coccomyxaceae. The transcript has 6 exons. Bases 1 to 894 code for a protein of 297 amino acids.